AAUCCUCCUGAUGACAAAACCUUUGAAAGUUCAGAGUCUGGAAGGGAAACAAGCUGUGAGGAAACCUUCAGUGCAGAAAGAACUGCAGCUUCUUCAACUGGAACUCUGCAGCCAAAGGAUGUGGAUGAAUGUAGCUUCUGCUGUUCCAUCUGUCUGGAUCUGCUGAAGGAUCUGCUGACUAUUCCCUGUGGACACAGCUACUGCAUGAAGUGCCUUCAAGGAUUGUGGGAUGCAGAGGAGAAAGUCCACAGCUGUCCUCACUGCAGGAAGACCUUCACACCGAGGCCUGUUCUGGGGAAAAAUGUCAUGUUAGCAGCUUUAGUGGAGCAGCUGAAGAAGACCGGACUCCAAGCUGCUCCUGCUGGUCUCUGCUCUGCUGGACCUGAAGAUGUGGUCUGUGACGUCUGCACUGGAAGAAAACUGAAAGCCAUCAAGUCCUGCUUGAGCUGUCCGGCCUCUUUCUGUGAGGAAGACCUUCAGCCUCAGAGAGCAUCUGUUCUCUCUGCUCUGUGGAAGAACAUGAGGGACAUCCAACAGUCUCAGCUGCAGCAGAAAGGACUGAGAAGCAGAGAGAGCUGGAGGAGAGUCAGCAACAAAUCCAGCAGAGACUCCAGGACAGAGAGGAGGAGGUGA
Messenger RNA from Oryzias latipes (Japanese medaka), 633 nucleotides. Lineage: Eukaryota; Metazoa; Chordata; Actinopteri; Beloniformes; Adrianichthyidae. The record is from RefSeq and is a predicted model, not a curated record.